Blastomyces dermatitidis ER-3 is the source of this 475-nucleotide messenger RNA. RefSeq lists its product as uncharacterized. The transcript has a single exon. The record is from RefSeq and is a predicted model, not a curated record. The coding region runs from base 101 to 457 and encodes 118 amino acids. NCBI's taxonomy places the organism in Eukaryota, Fungi, Ascomycota, Eurotiomycetes, Onygenales, Ajellomycetaceae.
CAGCUAAGCAGACACCGAGUCCCCAGAUAGAAGCUUGCUCGCCAGUCGCCCUGGCCCUGCAACAAGAUCUUACGAAGAGAGUAAGAUCUUACAAAAGAGAAUGUCAGCGAAAGACCCGAGAGUCCUGACACCCAGACGUAUGAGAAUACGAUUACACACAGAUAUCAUACAUCCGACGAUCGAUAUAACCAUGUCUAACAAUAAUAUGGAACCCUCGAACUCGAACAUGAGCAUAGACGCAGUGCCACAGUGGCUCCGAGCAAUGUUGGAAUUACAACAGCAACAGAUAGCAGACAUGCAUGCAACUCAACAACAUCAAUAUGAAGAGAUCCAACAAUUAUCACAAGGAACCCAUGCAAUUCCAACAUCUACAGAAUCGAAUACAAAAGCGCUGAAAGAACGCUUAGGUGCUCCCGCAUAUUUCGAUGCUUCCGACCUCACUCUCUACUCAUCAUGAAGGAUGGAAAUGCUAGUG